This is a messenger RNA of Pectinophora gossypiella (pink bollworm), 3241 nucleotides long. RefSeq names its product zinc transporter 7 (gene ZnT86D). The transcript has 3 exons. Gene Ontology annotation, molecular function: zinc ion transmembrane transporter activity. Gene Ontology annotation, biological process: zinc ion transport; intracellular zinc ion homeostasis; transmembrane transport. The record is from RefSeq and is a predicted model, not a curated record. NCBI's taxonomy places the organism in Eukaryota, Metazoa, Arthropoda, Insecta, Lepidoptera, Gelechiidae. Bases 298 to 1338 code for a protein of 346 amino acids. Gene Ontology annotation, cellular component: Golgi apparatus; membrane.
GUUUGACAGCUAAUCACGACCAGUCAAGUUGUCCGAGUAUGCAAUAAAAGUUUGCUAAUUUUUAUGAAAUCUCAAUAAAAGCAUGUGUAAUUAUAUUAGGUUACGUUACUAGUAUUUCUAAUCUUUUUAUUUCUCUAGACACUGCCUUCCAUUUGUACUUGAAAAAAUCCUAUAGUGUAAGGUUAGAUACCGCUUGUCAAGUACACGUAUGCAGUGCUUGUGGUGUAAAGUUUUGGUGAUUACUGUAUGAUUCGGAUCGAAAUGACGUGAGGGCCCUUGGAGAAAGACGGAGUCAAGAUGUUGCCACUGACGCAGAAAGACACGCGGCUCCCGCGCGGGCCCUUCGGUGGACUACGGGAAAAGUUCCAAAACUGGUUUAGGCUAAUUUAUUCUGAUAAGAAUUCUAGGAAUUUGUUCCUUUUCCUUCUACUUAAUUUGUCUUUCGCAUUUGUUGAACUUUUUUAUGGUGUAUGGACAAAUAGUUUAGGUCUAAUUUCGGAUGCAUUCCACAUGUUCUUUGACUGCACUGGGCUAGUGGCAGGUCUAGCUGCAUCCUUAGUGUCCAAAUGGCGAGCAAACGAACGCUUCUCGUAUGGAUACGCGAGAGCCGAAGUAUUAGCUGGCUUUGUAAAUGGACUGUUCCUGUUAUUUAUUGCAUUUUUCAUUAUGAGUGAGGCAGUGGAACGAGCUAUUGAGCCUCCUGAGGUGAAACACGAGCGCCUAUUGCUGGUAUCUAUCCUCGGGUUUUUAGUCAACAUGGUGGGCAUCUACGCCUUCCACCACGGCCACGGCCACGGCCACGGGGGCCACGGUCACUCCCACGGGGGCCACGGCCACUCCCACAACCACCACGGGCACUCCCACGGGGACGAGAUCGAGGCCCCCAACGGCGCGGGGUCGGCCAUCAUGCGCGGUGUGUUCCUACACGUCCUAGCAGACACUUUAGGAUCGGUCGGUGUGAUUAUAUCCGCUAUUCUCAUGAAGACAUUCGGUUGGAUGCGCGCGGAUCCAAUCUGUUCCAUGGCGAUCGCGUUACUCAUCGCCGCUAGUGUUGUUCCGUUAGUGCGCGAUUCAGCUGGUGUACUCAUGCAACGGACUCCAUCGUCCAUCGAGCGGGCGCUACCAAACUUAUACACUCGGGUAGUAGGCCUUGCCGGGGUCCACGCGAUUCAGGAGCCACACUUCUGGACCCUGUGCAGUGACGUGCACGUGGGCGCCAUCAAACUUGAAGUCGCCAGAGAGGUUGAUCCACGCUACGUCACGGAACAAGCUAACAGGAUUUUCCGGGAAGCAGGCGUCAAACACCUCACCGUCCAACUGGACUACUCCCCGCUCUGAUGAAGAGCCUAGAUCACAAAUGUACAGGUUUCCACUUGGUGGAAGUAAAUUUUGUAUAUAAGGAAUAUGUAAUGUGUAAAAUUGUGCGAAUAUGAAUUUGGUUCUCUCUCAAUUUCCAAUAUCUUACAAUGGGGUUGCAUACCUACUUAUAGUUAAACUGGAUAUUACGAAAAUAUAUUUUUGUUUAGUCGUCUUUGUGUACCCCUUUGUAAUUGUAUUUAAAAGUAUUGUGAUACAAUAAUUUCCCCUACAAACUUAGAAAAAUACUGCUUGAAAUGUUUGAAAGUAUGUACAGAUGUUUUUUACGAGUAUUAUUAUAUUUUCCUUUUAUAUAUUUUGUUAUUCUUUGUAUUAUUGGUUUAUUUGUGUAAUUCUUCGUAGCAUUCGUAAAUGUACCUACAUCAAAUUAUCUCUCAAUGCCCCUGGUUAUAUCUUUGAGCUCCAAUUUUCCACAGAAAAUAAGUAUUAUAACUAUUAAUUAAUAGUUACAUCUUGUAUUUUUGUUACAUUCCAUGUAUUUUUUCUUUAUUUUAGGUCUUACGCGUAGACGCGUUUCGUCACAACCACAUUUUAGGAUGGCAUCUGUGGUCACGUUUUCCAUGGUUUCCCAUAACUUAUUGUACCAAUAAAAUACAUCACGGUAUAGCAAAUUAUUUUUUUUAAAUCAACAGAAAAAACAUUUUAGUUAAUACUUUUUAUCUUUUAAAUAUAUGAAUAAAAUCAAUGGUUGCGUCAUCUUGCAACAAAUCAAGAUUAUUUAGAUAGUAUUAGAUAAUUAAUUGAUGAUUGAUAAAAAUAAGUGGAAGAAAGUUAUUGUAUGAAUCCAUCGACAGAAGGCACGUGGUCCUGUGUGACUAGCUUAUCUCUCAAACAGGGAGCGCCGAUUCGAUCCCACUGUUGAGUUAUUGAUUUAUCUUAAGUGCACAGCUCGACCAUUAUAGACGGCGAUGCGGCUCACCACCUAUCAUAUUGGUCUAAUAGAAAGCUCGGGUGAAGCAUGGGUAUUUAGUUCAUCUUGCGAUGGAUGUAGGCUGACUAGCCCAAUGAGAACAUGGUCGUGAAGUCAUAUUAAGUAAAUCUUCCAUCCAUCCAUGUUUAUUUUGUGUGUAUAACAUCAUCUUAUCAUAAAAAUUAGCAAAACUUUUGUAUUUUAAUUUAAAACGUAAGAGUUUUAUUUUGUGUUCUGAAUAUUUAAUCGAAAGUCGUAUUUUAAGUUUUAAGUACUCUUUGAAACGUAUUAUUUAUUAAAUUGCGUAUUUCAGUGGUUCUCAACUAGAUUUUCCUAUGUACCAUUAAAAGAAAGUUGGUUUUCCAGACACAGUAGUUAAACUAUGGGCUUUCGAUUUUAAAAAGACAUCCGGUCUUACGACUCUAAACUCUUAAAAAUGAUAAAAAAAAUGCAUAAGAAAUAAUGAGUCACUUUAGAACCAUGCCCCAUUAUCUUUAUUUGACAUAUUGAAACCAGUCUCAGUAAAUGUCAAAUAUGUUAAUGUGACAGGGUUCUAAAGUGGAUACUUGAUAGUGCUAUCUUCUCCUAAUUGGGAACCACUGGCAUAGUUGUACAAAGUCAUGAUGAUUGAAGACUAUUGAUGAGAUUGAACAGUUGUGUAUAAGAAAAUGUUCCCAACAAAAUGUGCGCCUAGGAAAUUAUGAAAUUGCAUUAUAGAAUGUUAAAUACGCACGUACUUUAGGGCGCCUGCAUACAUUGUUAUUCAAGAAAAUGUAUACCUUAUGAAACCGAAUUUUGAACCCAAACCGGGUCGCUCUAGUUUGCGGGAGGCCUUAUUUCGUAUAAAUACAAAUUAAAUGGUACUAUUAAAUCUUCACAUUUUAUCUACUUAUUUGAAUCGUUGGUAAAUUGAGUGAUGUACCAUUGAUUAAUAAUAAAAGAGAUCAAUUUUUA